UUUAGUUUGCUUUGAAAUGAAAAACGUGCAAGAUGAUGCUCUAUUAUAAAACGCAUAAACUUUGAUAAUUAUAAAACUCGGAUGUAUAUAAGGAAUCCUUUGUUGUUGACCCCGAGGUCGUCGUUCGGUGUAUCAUCCAAUCUAAUUAACUAGUUACUAGUAUAUCAUCCGUUGGCAAUCGGCAAAUAAAUGUUUUUCUAAUAAUGUACGAGCGCGCGCUUCUUCUGAUAAUGUCCAUCAACUACAGCGCACAAUACUGCAAGGAUUUAUAACUGUAACACCACCAAAAAAAAAAAAUAGUGGUAAUAGAACGGCACCCGCUCCCCUUAAGUUACAGCUGUAUCAACAAUUUAAAUUGCGUACGUAAUUGUCAAUUGCGCAGAUUUUGCAGUCCAUACACAACACAAUUCCCAUCGACAACGACAUCGCAGCGACUCAUCAAAAACCAUAACCUAUAAAGCAAGAAAGGCACGUGUACUUCACGUCGGGUUCGGAUUCGGAUUCGGGAUUGCGAAGAGUGACGAUUGAGAACGGAGAGUGGAGAGAGAGCGUAAUAUCAGGCGCAAGGAUUCACCGUUGUGACAUACCGAAAAAUUAAAAACAGCUGUUGCUGCUGCUGUUGCGCUUUAGUUGAAAAACCAUGGCAACAACAGCCGACCAAAUAAUGGCACCUGCCCUGGUCUCGACCACCACGACGUCGACGACGACGACGACGAAUGGCAAACAGCAGUCGCUGAGUGUCGCGGCAACAACGAUGCAGCCGAGCACGAAACCCAAUUCAAAUUCAAAUACAAAUGAUGAACAACAGAUGCAGCAUCAAGUGGAGCAGAAUAACAAAUCAACCUCGCCAAAGCCAAAUGCCAUGAACAGUCUAAAGCUAACCAAAAUGGGCUCCGUGUCCACCAAGGAGAAGCGUGUCUACAAAAUUGUCCUCACGGGCGGUCCUUGUGGCGGCAAAACAACUGGCCAGAGUCGUCUGUGCACCUUCUUUGAGAAUCUUGGCUGGAAGGUAUUCCGCGUGCCUGAAACGGCCACAGUACUACUCAGCGGUGGUGUCAAGUUCUCCGAUCUGACUGAGAAAGAGGACCCGCCCACACCAACCACCUACGUUUACAAAGAUCUACCAUUUGCCGCACCGGAGCACAGUCUCAUCGAUCUGACCGCAUCCUGUCCACGUUGCCUGGCCAAGGCUGCCUCCAAGCCCAAUGGCAGCGAAGCUUAUAAAUUUCAGGAGAAUCUGAUUCGCACAAUGGUGCAGAUCGAGAAUACAUAUUUUGAGCUCGGCAAUUCGAGUGCUCGCAACUGUCUCAUCAUCUGCGAUCGCGGCGUCAUGGAUGCCAGUGCAUAUAUAUCAAAGGACAAAUGGGAGAAAAUGAUGGCAGCAAACAAAUGGAAUCCUGUUGAGAUGCGCGACAAUCGAUACAAUCAAAUCCUGCAUCUGGUCUCAGCUGCCAAUGGCGCCGAAGAUUUCUACUCCACAGAGGACCAUGCCUGCCGUUCCGAAGGCGUUGAGCUGGCACGAGAGCUGGACUACAAGUCAGCAGCCGCCUGGGUGGGACAUCCCUACUUUGAUGUGAUCGAUAACUCCACCAACUUUGAGGCCAAAAUGAAUCGCAUGAUUGAAAGUGUGUGCCAAAAACUGGGCAUUGACAUUGGUGACCGUUUGCAAGCCACCUCACGCAAGCUCAAAUACUUGGUUGCUGCGCUACCGCCGGAUAGCGAGUUUCCGCCGUUCCAGGACUUUGAUGUGGUGCAUCAUUAUCUGCAGUCGGCUGGUCCCAAAGUGCAGGCACGUCUGCGCAAGCGUGGCCAGAAGAACCACUGGAGCUACAUUCACACCCAGCGUCGUCCCAAUGUGCAUGGCCAGGCCCGCAUCGAGGUGAAGACUCAGCUGACGCAUCGCGACUACAUGAACCUGCUGGCACAGCGCGACGAUGCGCAUUUCACCAUCUACAAGAAGCGACGUUGCUUCCUGAUCAACAAUCAAUAUUUCCAGCUGGAUAUCUACAGGGAGCCAGGACAUCCACGUUGCAAGGGUCUAGUCCUGUUGGAGACGUACUCCUCGUUGACUGGCGAGGCGCUAAAGAACUGCAUGCCAAAGUUCUUGAACGUUGUUAAGGAGGUCACCGGCGAUCCGGACUAUUCCAUGUUCAAUCUGUCGCUGAAAGAGGACUGGAGCACCACCAAGAAGUACUGCCGCCCAGCAACUGCUAAGGGCGCCACAAAUGGAGUUACGAAAACACCUUUGGUGCUCAAUGGACAGUAGAUAUUUGUCCGAAUCUCGAAUCUCUCUUAACACGUAAAUCGCAAAGAAAAAAACCUAAUUAUAAAAUUUGGAAAAUUACAAAAAAAGAAAAUGCAAACGCGACAGUUACACACAAAUUGCAACAAAUGACCUGGUAACUAGUUUAAGUGAUGAUGAACAACUUUAAGAGCGUGCAGACCAAAAGAAGAACUUGAUGUUGUUUAAAAUUAAUUAACUAACAAACAAACACCGUACUUAUGUGAGUCGGAUUUCCGUCUCACCAAUUGUUACUUAUUUAUGCGUACUUAAACACCACGAGUCCUACCAAUUGUAACUGAAGCUCUUCGAGUCCUAGUUUAGAUAUAUACGGCACAUACGGAAGAAUAACGAUCGAGAUCGAGAGUGUACUUAAUUAAUUUUUUUUUACCGAAUGAUUUUGUUGUUAUGUUUGCUCGUAUGUUAAUUUGUAAGCCAUAAAAAGUACAUAGUGUAUAUCCGUCAAAUUCUUUUUGUUUUUAAGAUGGAAAUCGUGGUCCUUUAAAGAAGAGGAAAAGAAAGCAAAAAACCCAAGAAGCGCAUGCGUGCUUAUUUUAAAUGUAAUUUUUAGCUAAUGUAAUGAAAACAACAAAAACAAGAAACAAACUUAAUACAAAAAGAACCUUGAAGCAAAAAUAAAUCAGCUAAGAAAAGACCACCAAA
Molecule: messenger RNA, 2944 nt
Organism: Drosophila albomicans
Lineage: Eukaryota; Metazoa; Arthropoda; Insecta; Diptera; Drosophilidae
Gene: Ttd14
Product: TRPL translocation defect protein 14
Exons: 11
Coding region: 641-2266 (541 amino acids)
Biological process (GO): photoreceptor cell maintenance
Molecular function (GO): phosphatidic acid binding; phosphatidylinositol binding; GTP binding
Source: RefSeq, a predicted model, not a curated record